CCCUUGUGCUUCCUCUUCCAGCAGCGCCUGCGAUCAUGGCGGACGUAAUAGCGGAGCGGGUAGCAGAGCAGAAAGCGGUCCUGAACCGGGAGCUGAACGGAGAAGCGGAGGACCGAGAGGAGGCCGAUCCAGCGGAGGAAACCUCGAAAAAGAAGAGAAAAAAGAAGAAGAAGAACAAGUCUGCGGGGACAGGCACUGAGGCAGAGGUGGAGGCGGACGGAGUGGCCGAGGUGACCAAACAGCUGGAGAAGCAGGCGAUAGAGGACAAAGAGAAGGAAGAGGAGGGCGAGGAAGUCUUAACUUACACAGACGGAGACGAUGGAGAGAACUCUGCAGGAAAGAAGAAGAAGAAGAAAAAGAAGAAGAAAGGAACCAAAUGUCAGACUGAUCCUCCAUCUGUGUCCAUCUGUGAGCUCUACCCAAGCGGAGUUUUCCCCAUUGGACAGGAAUGUGAAUACCCUGUUGUUCAGGAUGGUCGCAGCGCCGUGUCACGCAUGACCAACGAGGAGAAGCGGGUGCUGGAUAAAGCUAAUGAGGAGAUGUGGAACGACUUCAGGCAGGCGGCCGAGGCACACAGGCAGGUCCGGAAGCAUGUCCGCAGCUUCCUGAAACCUGGCAUGACCAUGAUCGAAAUCUGCGAGCGGUUGGAGGACUGCUCUCGUAAGCUGAUAAAGGAGAACGGGCUGAACGCCGGCCUGGCCUUCCCCACCGGCUGCUCCCUGAACCACUGUGCUGCUCACUACACUCCCAACGCUGGAGACACCACUGUCCUCCAGUACGACGACGUCUGCAAGAUCGACUUUGGCACUCACAUCAACGGGAGAAUCAUUGACUGUGCCUUCACCGUCACGUUUAACCCAAAGUACGACAAGCUUUUGGAGGCCGUGAAAGACGCCACUAAUACCGGAAUCAAAAACGCCGGCAUCGAUGUGCGCCUGUGUGAUGUCGGAGAGGCAAUCCAAGAGGUGAUGGAGUCCUACGAGGUCGAGCUUGAUGGCAAAACAUACCAGG
Messenger RNA from Maylandia zebra (zebra mbuna), 1011 nucleotides. The record is from RefSeq and is a predicted model, not a curated record. Lineage: Eukaryota; Metazoa; Chordata; Actinopteri; Cichliformes; Cichlidae.